AGCUCUCAUCGUCACCAAAGGAUUAGAGAAUGGGAAUUCCAUCAGAAAUAAGGGAUGUUUGGAUAACGAGAAAAACAAAUUCCUUAUUGAUUCCUUCUCCUGCUGAAGACGAGAAGAAGUUAAGAGCCCAGCAAUUCUCUCAAGAAGGAGUUCGUGCCGGUAUCAAGGCGGCUGCGAUUACCGCCGUCGUCAGCGCUGUGCCUACAUUGAUCGCUGUUCGUAAGAUUCCUUGGGCAAAGACAAACCUCAACCACACUGCUCAAGCACUUAUCAUCAGUGGAGCAUCGAUUGCAGCUUACUUCAUUACCGUCGAUAAAACCGUGUUGGAAAGUGCUAGGAGAAAUUCUCGAGCUCAGUUGGACAAAAAUGUUUAAAGUCAGAACCGAAGGUAGUGGCAAAGGUUCCGAGGCUAACUAUAUAGUUUAAAGCUGUUUUAUGGCAAAUAAUGCCGCCAUUUUCCCCCGUA
Messenger RNA from Hibiscus syriacus, 466 nucleotides. Its product is annotated as early nodulin-93-like. The transcript is spliced from 5 exons. The record is from RefSeq and is a predicted model, not a curated record. NCBI's taxonomy places the organism in Eukaryota, Viridiplantae, Streptophyta, Magnoliopsida, Malvales, Malvaceae. The coding region runs from base 30 to 374 and encodes 114 amino acids.